AUGAACGGAAAUGACGACGAACCAGCCUAUAGCAGAGUCCUCACUAUCCGCAAUAUCAGGGACCCUUACUUUCGGAAACAUUUCAGGAUGUCAAGAGCCUGCUUUGAUAGGCUAGUGAAUGUGAUAGGCCACCACAGAACUGAAACUGGUGACAUCAAAAGGUUGCGUACACCAAUUGAUCAAUCAACAUUAAUGAGUUUGUGGAUGAUGUUCAAUCCUGACACUUUCCGUAGUUUCGGAGUUAAUUGUGAGAAAGAUAUGAGUGUCGUGCAUCUGCACUACAAGAAAUUUAUUAGAGUAAUGUGUGAGAUUGGAAAUCGAUUUAUCAAGUGGCCUAAUGCUGUGCAGCGGCAAAGGACUGUUCUGUUCUAUGAGAGGAACUUUGGCUUCCCAGGAGUAGUUGGUUCGAUUGAUGGUACCCUAAUCAGCAUCACAGCUCCACGUGAGCAGAAGCAAAGAUAUGUUGACAAAAACAGUAACUACUCCAUCAAUGUUCAAAUUGUCUCAGAUCAUCGCCUGCUUAUUAGGGAUGUUUUUAUUGGACAACCCGGCAGUGUGCAUGAUGCCCGAGUAUUUCGCAGAAGUCCACUAGCUAAGUACUUGUACUCGAGGAAUGAUAUGCUUGACAAUGAUCAGCACAUUGUAGGAGACAAGGCAUAUGUGUUGACAGACAAACUAAUGGUUCCAUACAGAGAUGAUGGUCAUCUUGGCCUUAGCCAUAGGAAUUUUAACUUUAUACUUUCCCAGUGCAGGUGCACUGUUGAGCGGUUGAAUGCUCUGCUUAAAAACAGGAACAUUAGACUAAAAAAAUUGUUUUGUAAAUCUAUAGAAAGAACUGUUCAACACAUAGGAGCUGCAUCAGUGCUGCAUAAUUUUAUUAUUCUCAAUGGACUGGAAAUGGAUGGAAUAGCAUUUGAUGGCCCUGUACCAGAAAUUAAUGUUAUUGAAGCAAUGAAUGCAAGGCGGCAACGUGGUUAUGACAGGAGGCUUUUCGUAAGAGAACUACUUGAGCGGAAUAGAGUCGAGGAGGAUGAAGAGGAUGAAGACUAG
Messenger RNA from Frankliniella occidentalis (western flower thrips), 1050 nucleotides. RefSeq lists its product as uncharacterized. The coding region runs from base 1 to 1050 and encodes 349 amino acids. The record is from RefSeq and is a predicted model, not a curated record. NCBI's taxonomy places the organism in Eukaryota, Metazoa, Arthropoda, Insecta, Thysanoptera, Thripidae. The transcript has 5 exons.